Molecule: messenger RNA, 276 nt
Organism: Trichomonas vaginalis G3
Lineage: Eukaryota; Parabasalia; Trichomonadida; Trichomonadidae
Product: protein of unknown function, DUF4106 family
Exons: 1
Coding region: 1-276 (91 amino acids)
Source: RefSeq, a predicted model, not a curated record
AUGUUAAACUUGGUCGAACACAACCCUGUAAAAGUGAACUCAUAUGUCAUCGCACCUCAUGAAGUUUGGAAAGAACUAUUGAAACUUUUGACAGAGGCAGACGAUAUAAACAUCAAAGAAAUAGAACCCGACAUUAGUUGCUGUGGUGUUUCAUAUAAUGUCAUUGACAAGAUAUACGUUAUGAAAGGAGGUGAAACGUUGAACUUAAAGUAUAGUUUCCCAGACGUCAUAAAAAUAUUUGACGACCACAACAUUUCAUUAAAAUUUAUUUGCUAA